Messenger RNA from Gigantopelta aegis, 3539 nucleotides. Its product is annotated as multiple epidermal growth factor-like domains protein 10. The transcript is spliced from 18 exons. The coding region runs from base 1 to 2163 and encodes 720 amino acids. Gene Ontology annotation, molecular function: scavenger receptor activity. The record is from RefSeq and is a predicted model, not a curated record. NCBI's taxonomy places the organism in Eukaryota, Metazoa, Mollusca, Gastropoda, Neomphalida, Peltospiridae.
AUGGUGGCUGGACGCGAAGUAUGUCAUCCAGUUGCUGGAUAUCAGACAACAUCAAUUGUGAAAGAUGCAACUAUCACCAACAGAGCGCCCAGAAGUCUGUCCCUGAGAAGGUGGAAGUCAGAAGACCUGGAGCUAGAGACAAGCGAACUCGCUGAAAUGAUUGCCAUUGGUGUGGACGAGGCAAGGUCAGAUCAGUUUGCCCACAACCUGAAGUCGUCUUGGUGGUAUGGUUCUGGAUGCACACAACGGUGCUCAACUCGACGGUGUGCGAGAGACCAGACAUGUGAUCAUGUACAUGGAGUCUGUGUGAACGGGUGCCGAGCUGGAUGGAAGGGAACAGACUGCCUGAACUCGUGUACACGGGGAGACAACUAUGGAGCUAACUGUAACAAUAAUUGCCGAGACAGACACUGUGUUUCUUCAUCUCCGCCCUGCAGUACAGAAACAGGAGAUUGUGGUACCGAGGAAUGUCAACCUGGCUGGAAGGGAGGCGACUGUACACAACAAUGUCAGGAAAAUACCAAGUAUGGCUAUAACUGUAAUAAGUUCUGUCAUCUUCGAUAUUGUGCUGUAUCAUCAACCUGCAGUAGAGAGACAGGCGCCUGUGACGGUGCAUGUAAACCCGGAUGGGCAGGAGUCGACUGUGCUCAAGCUUGUAGUAAAGGUAAAUACGGCGCUGCGUGUUCUCUGCAAUGUUCUGCUCGACAGUGUGAGGGAGACUUGACAUGUCAUCACAUAACCGGUGUAUGUGUUAAUGGAUGUCAGGCCGGAUGGAUGGGGACUGACUGCACGACAGCAUGUUCGAGUGAACACAACUAUGGACCAAACUGUAUGAAAUACUGUCAUCAACGUCACUGUGUGUCAUCUACAUCCUGUGAUAUAAAGACAGGAGCCUGUGAUGCUGGGGGAUGUACUGCUGGCUGGAUGGAAGCUGAUUGUACAAAAUCAUGUGUCCGGGGUGUAACGUACGGCUCUAACUGUAUCAAGUCGUGUGCUACUCGUCACUGUGAUUCUAGAUACUCGUCGCAGUGUCCUACAGAUACUGGAAAAUGUUCUCGGGGAUGUGAACCAGGAUGGAAGGGGGACGACUGUACACAAGAAUGCCAGGAAGGACUAGCCUACGGUUCUGGCUGUACGAAUCAGUGUGCUGGUCGUCACUGUCUACAGAAUUCUUCUUGUGACACGAAGACAGGGAGAUGUGUAGGAGGAUGUCGACCAGGAUGGAGAGAACCAGACUGUUCACAAGCUUGUUACUCUGAGCGCUAUGGACCAAGAUGUUCACUACAGUGUUCAUCUCGACACUGUAAGAGGAGCUCAUCUUCAACAUGUAAUCCAGUAAAUGGGUCAUGUGACAAUGGUUGUCAAUCUGGUUGGCAAGGCAUUGACUGCACAGAUUGUAAAGGAGGACUGACUUACGGUAAUAACUGUGGCAAGCGAUGUGCUGAUCGUCACUGUCUUAAUAACUCGACAUGUGAAGCUAACACUGGACUGUGUGUAGGAGGUUGUCAGCCGGGUUGGAAAGACGUCGAUUGUUCAAAAGUUUGUUUCUGGCCGUGGUAUGGAGCCAACUGUUCCCUGUCAUGUACAGACAGACACUGUAAUGGACAGUCACGUUGUAAUAAGACUGAUGGGAAAUGUGAAACAGGUUGUCAGACAGGGUGGAAGGGUGUAGACUGUACAGAAUGUGACCACAGAUAUGGUAUGAACUGUAGUCUAGACUGUAGUUCGAGACACUGUAAGGACGACAACUCGCCGUGUGAUUCCCGGACUGGAGCGUGUGUUGGAGGCUGUAAACCUGGUUGGAUCCUUGCAACCUGUACUGAACCUUGUUCCUGGCCGUGGUAUGGACCCAACUGUUCCCUAUCAUGUACAGACAGACAUUGUAAUGGACAGUCACGUUGUAAUCACACCGAUGGGAAAUGUGAAACAGGUUGUCAGACAGGAUGGAAGAGAGUCGAUUGUACAGAAUGUGAUGACAGAUAUGGCGUAGAUUGUAGUCUAGAUUGUAGUACGAGACACUGCAAGGACGACAACUCGCCGUGUGAUUCCCAAACUGGAGAGUGUGUUGGAGGAUGCAAACCUGGAUGGAUAAAUAGAACUUGUACUCAACAAUGUCAGUCUGGCAGAUAUGGAGAGGGGUGCCUGCAAGAAUGUAUUGACUGACGUUGCUAUGGCAGCCAACGAUGUGAUCUGGUCACAGGACAGUGUGUUGAUGGGUGCAUUGCUGAAUGGCAAGGAGUGUCCUGCAGCGAAGUUUCACCACAAAAAACCAGCGAUUCGACAACUGUAGUUUCCUCAACGGUUAUGGGAGUACUAUCCGUAAUUGUGAUUAUACAGUUUAUCGUUAUUAUCAGAUUUAUUCUAAUUUUUAGAAAGUUGCGUGCAUCGAGUGGGCCUAGUGUCUCGUUUUCAAAUAAACCUAACACUAGAAUGACGACCACGACAUCCGCGGUCUAUGAAGUUGUUGACGGUGAAACCAAUGUUCGUUCUCCGCCAGUUGAACGUGUUGUUAACACUCAAGAUGACCAGACCAAUGGUGCGCAACAUGAUUACGUAAACUCGUCACAUCCGGCAGAAAGCAGCGAGGAGAAUUUCAAUAAUUAUGACAGGCUGGAUGUUGAUGUUAUUGGUGAAGGAUCUCCAUACAGUAAGAUAGAAGUCUAAGAUACACUAUGUAACGAAGUUUAGCAAAGUAUAGCCAAAUAUCAACAGCUGAUAUUUCACAAGAAAUGUACACAUUAAAACAGGUGGACUAUAUUGACCUGACAUAUAAAAUUGUAUAUAUUGUUUUAAAUCAUCUGCGAUAUAACCUGUUGUUUCUAGAUGUAUUGUUAAAUAAAAUAAAAUUGUUUUGUUAUCUUGACUGUUAUUGUUAUUAUUAUUAUUAUUAUUAUUAGUAGUAGUAGUAGUAGUAGUAGUAGUAGUAGUAGUAGUAGUAUUUUGUAAACAUUAAAUCUUCACGUACUCGCAAUUACUGAAUGUGCACCAUUUCUGGCGUAUUUUAGUGGAUAUGCACCUGUCAAAUUAAUCACCAACGUUGUUAAUAUUUUCAGAAAUACAAUGAAUUUCUUGUUUAAAUUAGUCGACUAGCAAUCAGAUAGGAGAUCCGAUAUAUCGUGAGCUAGUUGCGUAUUUCGCAGUGUGUUGCGUCAUGGUGCGGUUCUGUAAUUUGACUCCCAAAGUUGAAUGGAGUUACAGGAUAUGCAGACCCAUUCACUCCUAGAGCGAACAAUGCUUCAGUGUAUGGUAUACGACAAUACUCGGUUACUGUCUGCAUACUCCAGACACUUAUGAACAGGGUCCCGAUGUCUACGCCAUCCAUUCAUUUAUCCACACAUGAACAUAUUUAAUCGGUCAUUUAUUUUUAUAUCCGUCUAUCUCUCUGUGCGUCUAUCUACCAGUUUUCAUGCAAUGUUAGGUUACUGUCUGCUAUGAUUAGUAAAAACUCUCCAUUUUAAAAUGUUAGGGUGUAUUGUAUUAUAUGCAUUGUCUGUUUCAUUUUAAUGUGCAAACACUUUAAUAAAUACAGUUUAAUAAAA